Molecule: messenger RNA, 2083 nt
Organism: Callorhinchus milii (elephant shark)
Lineage: Eukaryota; Metazoa; Chordata; Chondrichthyes; Chimaeriformes; Callorhinchidae
Gene: mrs2
Product: magnesium transporter MRS2
Exons: 11
Coding region: 121-1500 (459 amino acids)
Biological process (GO): mitochondrial magnesium ion transmembrane transport
Cellular component (GO): mitochondrial inner membrane
Molecular function (GO): magnesium ion transmembrane transporter activity
Source: RefSeq, a predicted model, not a curated record
UCAUUCCCCCCAGAGAACAUCCUAACGUUGACACCCCUCACUGGGGCUAAAACCAGAACCAGAACCAGCUUUGCUGCUGUUUGUUUGACUGUCUGAUUGACGGUCGGUUUUGUGAGUUGAAUGAAUUUUGAGACUGCAAGCGGAAGAAUCUCGUGGAUGGAGGCUGCUGUGCUGACCAGGACUUGGCUGCGCGUAUUUAAAGAGCAAGCUGCGGCCACUCUUCAAGAGGGUUCACUUCGGUUAUGCUCCAGAGCUUGCACCAGCCGAAGAAGGUCAAAAGGCGUGCGCGCGUACGAAAGAAACCUCUCUGCAGUUUGUGCACCUGCGGGAAUCCAGCCGCAGCAACAACUGUUUGCGUCCCGAAUGAAUCGGUAUUUCUGUCACACCAACGCAUUUAAUGUAGCAUUGUCCUCAGUAAAAGGAAGCCGAUACUACAGUACAGAACCAUUGCAGUCUACUCUGGCCUCUGUGGUUCCAAUGUUUUCAGUGAUGAAAUUUGACGAGGCUGGAAAUGUCAGCUCUUUUGAAAGGAAGAAGACAGAAUUGUUCCAGGAGCUUGGACUUCAAGCACGAGAUUUACGGUUCCAGCAUCUGACGAGCAUUAAUGCCAAGAAUAAUUGCAUUAUCUUAAGGAUGGAGAUUCUAAAGGCUGUGAUUACUCCGAAAUACCUCCUUAUACUGGAUUACCGCCAACCAAAUCUGGAGUGUUGGCUUUUAAAUGAACUGGCCUCACAACUAGCGGGAGAUGGACAACUGGUCAUGUACUCUUUGCCGUUUGAAUUCCGUGCUAUAGAAGCAAUACUCCAACACAGGAUGAAUACUCUACAAGCAAGGCUAAAUGAAAUACACCCUCAGGUACUGGAGACCUUAGAUGCUCUAGUGGACCCGAAACUCCUGUCACUCGAUAGAAGCAAACUACACGUCCUUCUUCAGAACAGCAAGAACCUGAGUGAGCUGGAGACGGAUGUGAAGGUCUUCAAAGAGGCAUUGCUGAAGAUACUAGAUGAAGAGAAACUGAUUGAAGAGCUCUGUGUCACCAAGUGGAGUGAGACACAAGUUUUUGAGAAGAGCAGUAAAGGUAUUGAUCCUGCUGAGGAGAUGGAAUUGCUACUUGAAAAUUAUUACCGACAGGCUGAGGAUCUGGCUAACACAGCACGGGAGCUGAAAGUGUUAAUAAAUGACUCAGAAAGUAUCAUUUUUAUUAACUUGGACAGCCACCGUAAUGUGAUGAUGCGGUUGAACCUCCAGUUAACAAUGGGAACGUUUUCAGUUUCCCUGUUUGGAAUCGUCGGUGUUGCAUUUGGUAUGAAUUUGGAAUCCUCCUUUGAAGAGGACCCCAGGAUCUUUUGGUUGGUAACAGGCAUUAUGUUUCUGGGGAGUGGCCUAAUGUGGCGACGUCUGCUCUCUUUCCUGGGCAGACACCUUGACCCUCCACCACCUAUGCUUUCUAUUCCGAAAAGGCCACAGCCAAGUGGUGGAACAAACGACCUGGGACACUGAUCCAAAGCAUAUGUUCCCAGCUCUGUUGGAAAUCCAUUCAUAUCUACCAAAUCUGUACAAGCAUGAUCAAGUGUUACAUCUGGCAAUGUACAACUGGAAGUAUAACUCUCACCUGAUACUUCCAAUGUCUUUUGACUGGACCGGAAAGAUUCUAUUCUAUCCUUUUCUGAGAGCUGUUAUAAAUCCACAAUUAGUGUGAUCUCACUGCAUUCAGAAGCUUGUGCUGUCAAGUCAGGAGUCACAAAAUGUUACAAAAAGGGAGCUAACGCAGGCCUAUGUUCUAUCUCACAGGUGGUAAGCACACUGGGAUGUGUUUUAAGUGCUUCAUAUUUCUCUGGCCAAAAUGUUACAAUGAAUUACGAAGUGCAUACUUUAUGUGCUAAUGUUAGUUACUGCACCAUCAAAGUGCCUUAGGAAUGUAGAAUUUCCUCUCUUGGGGAUGGAGAGAUGAAGAAAAGCAGACCUAGAAGGCAUCCAAGUAAUUUUGCCCCUCGCCAUUCAUUGCUUGAGAGGCCCACGUGGGUGACCUUCAGAUUCACUCACUCCUUCCCCUCGUUCAAAGCCAAUCUCUUUGACUGCACUU